AUGGAUUUUGAAACCUUGAAAUUCGAGGAGGGGCCAAUCGCUAUGUUUAAUCGCUUUCGUAAGGCGAUGAAAUUGGUGCAUUUUCUCGAAUUGCUCUUCCCUCUCGUGUUGAUUCCGUCGUCCUGGGCUAGAGUUCCGGCCGCCGUGAAAAUAUCCGGCGAAUUUGUGCACGAACUGUCUGUUAAUGUCUGCAAUCCACACGUCGUUUUCCUCAUCGGAAACGCCAUUAUUGCUGUUAUAUUCCUGCUCUGUCGCCAUACCGAAGCCUUGGAAGCAUUCGAUGAUAGCGUCCGCCAAGGUGAAAUUCAACCGCCGGCCGAUUCCUGUCAAGUGUACGCUCCUCCGCCGCAGCCGGAGACGGCGGAGAAAAUCGCAGUCAAAACGGUAGCAGUAAGAGAGGAAAUUAAACAGAUUGUUUGUUCGGAGAGCGUGGUUCCAAAACAGCAAAGCGAGGAGAUUUUUGUGGCGCUACAAAUGGCGACGAAGCAAAUUCAGAAGUUCCAUAGAACUCAGUCGGAGAAGCUGAAACGAGAGACUGCGUUUAGAUCUCAGAGGGAUCUCCGGCGAUCGCAGACGGAGCUGCGUCUGAAAGCAGUAAGCUCCAGUGCUACAGGAACAAUGGCGUCCGUGGAAAAUCUGAGUAAUGAAGAGUUUCGGCUUAGAAUUGAAAAAUUCAUUAGGAAAAAUCAAGAGUUUUUCAAAUUAGAAAACGGAAGAGAUGAAACCCAGCGUGCAUGA
This is a messenger RNA of Ipomoea triloba (trilobed morning glory), 738 nucleotides long. RefSeq lists its product as uncharacterized. The coding region runs from base 1 to 738 and encodes 245 amino acids. The transcript has a single exon. Lineage: Eukaryota; Viridiplantae; Streptophyta; Magnoliopsida; Solanales; Convolvulaceae. The record is from RefSeq and is a predicted model, not a curated record.